Molecule: messenger RNA, 5632 nt
Organism: Otolemur garnettii (small-eared galago)
Lineage: Eukaryota; Metazoa; Chordata; Mammalia; Primates; Galagidae
Gene: SIK2
Product: salt inducible kinase 2
Exons: 15
Coding region: 156-2921 (921 amino acids)
Biological process (GO): intracellular signal transduction; microtubule cytoskeleton organization; protein phosphorylation
Cellular component (GO): cytoplasm
Molecular function (GO): ATP binding; protein serine/threonine kinase activity; tau-protein kinase activity
Source: RefSeq, a predicted model, not a curated record
GGCGCACGUCAGCGGCGGCGCGCGCCUGGCUGGGCCCUGCGGAGCGGGAGGGUAGGAGCGGAGGAGCGAGCGGAGCGGUCGUCGCCCGAGCUGAGCCGCGCCGCGCUGCCCGCCCGUCCGCGCUCUGUCCGCCGAGUCUAGCAGCGGGGCCCAGCAUGGUCAUGGCGGAUGGCCCGAGGCACUUGCAGCGCGGGCCGGUCCGGGUGGGGUUCUACGACAUCGAGGGCACGCUGGGCAAGGGCAACUUCGCCGUGGUGAAGCUGGGGCGGCACCGGAUCACCAAGACGGAGGUGGCGAUAAAAAUAAUAGAUAAAUCUCAGCUGGAUGCAGUGAACCUUGAGAAAAUCUACCGAGAAGUGCAAAUAAUGAAAAUGUUAGACCACCCCCACAUAAUCAGACUGUAUCAGGUAAUGGAGACCAAAAGCAUGUUGUACCUUGUGACAGAAUAUGCCAAAAAUGGAGAAAUUUUUGACUAUCUUGCAAAUCAUGGCCGGCUAAAUGAGUCUGAAGCCAGGCGAAAAUUCUGGCAAAUUCUGUCUGCUGUGGAUUACUGUCAUGGUCGGAAGAUUGUGCACCGUGACCUCAAGGCUGAAAAUCUCCUGCUGGAUAACAACAUGAAUAUCAAAAUCGCAGAUUUCGGUUUUGGAAAUUUCUUUAAAAGUGGUGAACUACUGGCAACGUGGUGUGGCAGCCCCCCUUACGCAGCCCCGGAGGUCUUUGAAGGGCAGCAGUAUGAAGGACCACAGCUGGACAUUUGGAGCAUGGGAGUCGUUCUUUACGUCCUUGUCUGUGGAGCUCUGCCUUUUGAUGGACCAACUCUUCCAAUUUUGAGGCAGAGGGUUUUGGAAGGAAGAUUCCGGAUUCCGUAUUUCAUGUCAGAAGAUUGUGAGCACCUCAUUCGAAGGAUGUUGGUCCUAGACCCCUGCAAACGGCUAACCAUCGCUCAGAUCAAGGAGCACAAGUGGAUGCUCAUAGAAGUUCCUGUACAGAGGCCUGUUCUCUAUCCACAAGAGCAAGAAAAUGAGCCGUCCAUCGGGGAGUUCAACGAACAGGUUCUGCGCUUGAUGCACAGCCUUGGAAUAGACCAGCAGAAAACCAUCGAGUCUUUGCAGAACAAGAGCUACAACCACUUUGCUGCCAUUUAUUUCUUGUUGGUGGAGCGCCUGAAAUCACAUAGGAGCAGUUUUCCAGUGGAGCAGAGACUUGAUGGCCGCCAGCGUCGGCCUAGCACCAUUGCUGAACAAACAGUUGCCAAGGCACAGACUGUGGGACUCCCGGUGGCCGUGCACUCCCCCAACGUGAGGCUGCUGCGCUCGGCCCUGCUCCCACAGGCGGCCACCAUGGAGGCCUUUUCCUUCCCGGCGUCAGGCUGUCAGGCGGAAGCAGCAUUUAUGGAAGAAGAGUGUGUGGACACCCCAAAGGUCAACGGCUGCCUGCUGGACCCUGUGCCUCCCGCCCUCCUGAGGAAGGGCUGCCAGUCACUGCCCAGCGACAUGAUGGAGACCUCCAUUGAUGAAGGGCUGGAGACAGAAGGCGAGGCCGAGGAAGACCCCAGCCACUCCUUUGAGGCCUUUCAGUCCACGCGCAGUGGGCAGAGGCGGCACACUCUGUCCGAGGUGACCAAUCAGGUGGUCGUGGUGCCUGCGGCAGGGAAAAUUUUCUCCAUGAGUGACACCCCAUCCCUUGACAGUGUGGACUCUGAGUAUGAUAUGGGGUCUGUUCAGAGGGACCUGAACUUUCUAGAGGAAAACACCUCCCUGAAGGACGUGAUGUUAGCCAAUCAACCCUCACCCCGUAUGACAUCUCCCUUCGUAAGCUUGAGACCCACCAACCCAGCCAUGCAGGCGCUGAGCUCCCAGAAACGAGAGGCCCACAACAGGUCGCCAGUAAGCUUCAGGGAGGGCCGCCGGGCAUCGGACACCUCCCUCACCCAAGGAAUUGUAGCGUUUAGACAACAUCUUCAGAAUCUGGCCAGAACCAAAGGAAUCCUAGAGUUGAACAAAGUGCAGAUGUUAUAUGAACAAAUAGGAUCAGAGGCAGACCCGUCGGCUGCCUCUCAGCUCCAGGACCUGGCCAGCAGUUGCCCUCAGGAGGAAGCGUCUCAGCAGCAGGACAGCGUCUCCACCCUCCCCACCAGUGUGCACCCUCAGCUCUCCCCGCGGCAGAGCCUGGAGUCGCAGUUCCUACAGCACAGACUCCAGAAGCCCAGCCUUCUGUCAAAGGCCCAGAAUACCUGUCAGCUUUAUUGCAAAGAACCACCUCGGAGCCUCGAACAGCAGCUGCAGGAGCACAGGCUCCAACAGAAGCGCCUCUUCCUCCAGAAGCAGUCUCAGCUGCAGGCGUAUUUUAAUCAGAUGCAGAUAGCAGAGAGUUCCUACCCACAGCCGAGUCAGCAGCUGCCCCUUCCUCACCAGGAGAGUCCUCCACCAUCACAGCAGGCCCCACCAUUCAGCCUGAGCCAGCCCCUGAGCCCCGUGCUGGAGCCCUCAUCUGAGCAGAUGCAAUACAGCCCUUUCCUCGGCCAGUACCAGGAGAUGCGGCUGCAGUCCCUGCCCUCCACGCCCGGUCCUCAGGCUCCUCCGCUGCCCGCACAGCUACAGCAGCAGCCACCACCACCACCUCCGCCACCUCCACCACAACAGCCAGGAGCCGCCCCAGCCCCCUUACAGUUCUCCUAUCAGACUUGUGAGCUACCCAGUGCUGCUUCCCCGCCGCCAGACUAUCCUGCUCCCUGUCAGUAUCCUGUGGAGGGGGCCCAGCAGAGCGGCCUGACAGGGCCAGACUCGCCCCGGAGCUCAGGACUGCAGGAGGCCUCCUCCAGCUACGACCCACUGGCCCUCUCUGAGUUACCUGGACUCUUUGAUUGUGAAAUGCUGGACGCUGUGGAUCCACAACACAAUGGGUAUGUCCUGGUGAAUUAACUCAGCACAGGAAGUGAGGUGGGUCAAGUGAAGGAAGACUGUGUAUUUCUAUUUUUACUCCAGCCUUUUCAAUUUAAAGCUCAUUUUCUUGCCCUCUCCCUCGUGGGGAGAAACCAGGUCACCCCGCUGUAAGCAGAGGGCCUGCUGAGGGGGGUGUUGCUUCCUCUUGUCUCUGUCCCACCACAGAGUUUUCUGUGGCAAGUGCUGGAACAUAGUUGUAGGCUAACGCUCAUGCCCUUAGGGUGAGGGGAGCAAGCUCUCGAGGGAGGCACCAACAGCUAUUUCUGUAAGGAGACGCUCAGACCUAGGUUGUAUGCAGAGUGUACCAGUUCAUUAUCACAGGAAACCCUGCUGAAAGCAGGAACGUGUGUGCUAUCGCAUAAUAGAUAGGGGCAAAAAAAGGCAAUAUAUUUUUCACUGAAGCUGAACAACAUAUUGCUUCAAGGCAAAGCAAGAAUACAUAAUGAAAUUUGAAGGACAGGAAAUAAAGGAAAGUUGUAGCUGCUGAUGCAGGCUGUCCCCAAGGCUGUCACAAAGCGGUGGAGUGUGAGCUAUUUCAGGGGCUACUACGUAACACCUGGCACUGACCCCUGAGACCAGCUGUCUUCUCCCUCAGGGAGCGGGUGACACACAUCUACAGAAGGUGCCCCUGGGUUGCCGAGAGUCAGAAUAUACUCAGGGCUCCAAAGAUGUCACCUGCAGAACUGACAGGAAACGCCCCUGUCAGUGGAGGCGGGGGCAAGAAACUCGGGAAGGCACCAAGGGCACCAGCCCGGGCCAGGGAGGGCAGGCUCUGUCUGCACAGUCCCUUGCAGAGACUUCUGGUGUGGGGGCAGUUGGUCUCCAGAGGACCUGUUGCCUCUGACAGUGUAGUAACUACUUUGACUUUACACUAGAUAUUGCUAGUAGCAUAUUGAGCUUUGUAUAUAAGACACGAGAAAUGAACUCUGAUGUCCCAUGUGAGGUGGUAGUGCUGUGCCUUUCCCCCAGAUCACGCUUUAAUUCUUUCUUUUCUGUAGAAACCCACAGUUUCCCAUUUAUGUCAAUGCUAAAUCCAAAGUCACUUCAGAGUUUGUUUUCCACCAUGUGGGAAUCAGCAUUCUUAAUUUCCUUACGUUUUGACUUGUAAUGAAAUGUUCAAGUAUAACAGCAAUAUUCAGAGAACCACAGACGCGUUAACCAUGUAAGCAGAUUGUCUGCCAAACACAUUAUAUUCCUAGUAAAACUCAGCUAACCCUGACAAUUCAUUCAUCGAAGUAAGUCAGAAAUAGACACUACAGCUAGUCUAGAAGUGAUGAGUAACUGUCAUUUGGACAGUAACAUCCAGGUGUUACAAAUUCAGUAUUAUUUAUAAAGGUUAUAAUUUCUGUCCUCUAGAAUGGUUUGUCCUAUCAGCAGAUGAAUGAGUUAAGCACAAAGCAUCUUCCUUAAAGCACAAAGAAGAGAGAAACUCCACUGACGCUGCAUCUAGAAAACACCUUUAAGUUGCCUUUCCUCUUUGUCGUAAGUGUCCAGACAGGUGAGGGGAAGCGUGAAAAAUCUAGGGAUUUCCCUUCUGGCCACCCCCGCCCCCGCCAGCACUGGUAACUUGCAGUCUUGUUGCUGUCCAGAGACUGCCUGGUCACUGGGGCUCCACGUGGGGCCAGGAUGCUUCGCAGAGGCGCUGUGCUCGGGGUUGAACUCUGGGUGUCAGCAGGAAAAAGGGUAGUGCAGGGACUGUCGUGUCUGUGAUUUAAUAACAUGCAGUGAGAAUCCAGGAAGAAUGAAUUAAGUUCCUUCUAUGGGUUGCUUUUUCCUCCUCGUGCUUAAGAUUGAUGGUUUCAUGAAAUAGAGAACAUCAUUUCAUUUAAGAGAUUGUUUCACUGAGAUCUCUAAUCUGUUUUAAGUCUUUGCAAAAUAAGCUAGUUGUAAAAACAAGACUUGAUUUGUUUAGAUGGAAGGAGGAUGUUUUCCCAAAAUAUACUACAGAAGUGCUGUAAUAUUUAUGAAAUUAAAAUGCCUUCCAGAUUGAAAAUGGGGGCCAUUCAUUUCAGAACGGCAGGAAUGGUACAGUUACAGAUUGGCGUAAACUCCUCCCCCCCAACGAGGCUGUGAGCUGCUUAGCCCAAGAGACCUAGGCGCUAUGGCAGGACAGUUAGGCCGACAUGUGAGGGACUGCAGAGAGGCUGCCGGCUGGAAGGUUAAGGCCCCCAGACAGAAACUGGGACGCGCCCACCCAGCAGCAGCCGGGCUGAACCAAACUGACAGACGUGGCAGCCGCUGGACACUCCCUGGUGAAGAGCUCGACCCUCCUGCUGGAACCCGCGUUGCAAGCUCCUGUUUGCUUAUCUCAUUUAUUUCAAGCAGAAAUCAAUAAAUUCCAUAACCAUCUGUAUUUACUUAAAUGUAAGCUGGUGAGCGGAGACUGGCUCUGUUGGCCGGCUGGGUGGCUGCUCAGCCGUGUCUGAUCAUCUGUGCUGUCCUGGUCCCUAAAUAGUGACCGCGGAAGCCUCCAUUUGCUCCAUAAAUGCUAGCAUAACACUACAAAGGCUUGCACCGCUUUCUGUGAGAGGCUCCUUUGAAUUCCUGACUCCCUUUCCGGUCUGGUCCGCAUCGGCGUGUGUACACUACUGUAUGGUGAUUGUUAGCGUUAUUAUCUGGUAAACCAAGCUCGUCUGAAGAGACUUUGGUGAGAUGAAUCUGAGGUAAAAAUUUCAUUUGGCAAAAAAGUG